This is a messenger RNA of Rhinolophus ferrumequinum (greater horseshoe bat), 5388 nucleotides long. It is a transcript of the gene LVRN, whose product is annotated as laeverin. Lineage: Eukaryota; Metazoa; Chordata; Mammalia; Chiroptera; Rhinolophidae. The transcript has 20 exons. Gene Ontology annotation, biological process: peptide catabolic process; proteolysis. Gene Ontology annotation, molecular function: metalloaminopeptidase activity; zinc ion binding; peptide binding. The coding region runs from base 163 to 3141 and encodes 992 amino acids. Gene Ontology annotation, cellular component: cytoplasm. The record is from RefSeq and is a predicted model, not a curated record.
GAAGCCAUGGUCCCAAACCUCCUCUCCUGUCUCCCAGCGCCUCCGGGAGGAAGAGGGUAGGCACAAGAGAGGUGGGUCCCGUCUCCAAGCACCCUGCCCGGGCAUCUGAGCCACUGCCGCCGUAUCCGGGCUCUCACCUCGUUCUUGUCUGGGGUCCCGGCCAUGGGGCCGCCUUCCAGCUCUGGAUUCUACAUGAGCCGCGCAGUAGCCCUGCUGCUGGCGGGGCUGGCUGCUGCGCUCUUGCUGGCGCUGACGGUGCUCGCUGCCCUGUACGGCCACUGCGCGCGCGUGGCGCCGUCGGAGCUUCAGGACUGCGGCGUCCCGGACGCCGCACCUUCCCCGCCGGGUGAGCAGGACCAGUCGCCGCCGACCCGGAAGCCCGAUCCGGCUCUCGAGCCGACGGUGGCGGCCACCCCGGACAGCUGGCGACCCCCGGGGCCCUGGGACCAGAUGCGCCUGCCUCCUUGGCUCGUGCCGCUGCACUACGAGCUGGAGCUGUGGCCCCAGCUGCGGCCAGACGAGCUCUCGGCUCCCGCGUUGCGCUUCACUGGCCGCGUGAACAUCACGGUGCGCUGCACUGCGGCCAGCGCGCGCCUGCUGCUGCACAGCUUCCUCCUGGACUGUGACAGCGCGGAAGUGCGGGGUCCUCUGUCCCCGGGCACCGGAGACGCCACCGUGGGCCGCGUGCCGGUGGACGACAUGUGGUUCGCGUUGGAUAUGCAGUACAUGGUGCUCGAGCUCCGCGAGGCCUUGCAGCCCGGCAGCCUCUAUGAGCUGCAGCUCAACUUCUCGGGCCCGUUGUACCAGGACACCAGGGAGGGACUAUUCCUCAACGUCUACACGGACCAGGGUGAGCGCAGGGUGCUGUUAGCAUCUCAGAUGGAACCGACAUUUGCCAGGAAUGUUUUCCCUUGUUUUGAUGAACCAGCUCUGAAGGCAACUUUUAAUAUUACAGUUAUUCAUCAUCCAAGUUAUGUGGCUCUUUCCAACAUGCCAAAGCUAGGUCAGUCUGAAAAAGAAGAUGUGAACGGAAGCAAAUGGACUAUUACCACCUUUUAUACCACACCCCGCAUGUCAACUUAUUUAGUCUCAUUUGCUAUCUGUGACUAUGACCACGUCAGCAGAACUGAAAGGGGCAAAGAGAUACGCAUCUGGGCCCGGAAAGAUGCCAUUGCAAAUGGAAAUGCAGACUUUGCUUUGAAUAUCACAGGUCCCAUCUUCUCUUUUCUGGAGGAUUUGCUUAAUAUUAGUUACCCUCUUCCAAAAACAGAUAUAAUUGCCUUGCCUGUUUUUGACAACCGUGCAAUGGAAAAUUGGGGACUAAUGAUAUUCGAUGAGUCAUUAUUAUUGCUGCAACCAGAUGAUCAACUAACAGAAAAAAAGAUGGUGAUCUCCUACCUUGUCUCCCAUGAGAUCGGGCAUCAGUGGUUUGGAAACUUGGUUACCAUGAGUUGGUGGAACAAUAUCUGGCUCAAUGAAGGUUUUGCAUCUUAUUUUGAGUUUGGAGUAAUUAAUUACUUAUAUCCUAAACUCCCAAGAAAUGAGAUCUUUUUUUCUAACAUUUUACAUGAUGUUCUCAAAAAAGAUCAUGUCCUGGUGUCUAGAGCUGUAUCCACGAAGCUGGAAAAUUUCACAGAAACGAAUGAAAUAAAUGAGCUCUUCGACUUAUUUACUUACAACAAGGGAGCGUCUAUGGCCCGGAUGCUUGCUAGUUUCCUGAAUGAGAAUUUAUUUAUCAGCGCACUUAAGUCAUAUUUGGAGACAUUUGCUUACUCAAAUGCUGAGCAAGAUGAUUUAUGGAGGCAUUUUCAAAUGGCCAUAGAUGAUCAGAGUGAAAUUGUUUUGCCAGCAACAGUAAAAAGCAUAAUGGACAGUUGGACACAUCAGAGUGGUUUUCCAGUUAUCACCUUAAAUGUAUCCACGGGCGUCAUGAAACAGGAACCAUUUUAUCUUGGAAAGGUUAAAAAUCAGACUCUUCUAGCUCACAAUGACACAUGGAUUGUACCUAUUUUUUGGAUAAAAAAUGGAACUACGCAAUCUUUAGUCUGGCUAGAUAAAAGCAGCAAAGUAUUCCCUGAAAUGCAAGUUUCAGAUUCUGAUCAUGACUGGGUGAUUUUAAAUUUGAAUAUAACUGGAUAUUAUAGAGUUAACUAUGAUAAAUUAGGUUGGAAGAAAUUAAAUCAACAACUUGAAAAAGAUCCCAAGGCUAUUCCUGCUAUUCACAGACUGCAGUUGAUUGAUGAUGCCUUUUCCUUGUCAAAAAACAAUUAUAUUGAGAUUGAAACAGCACUUGAUUUAACCAAGUACCUUGCUGAAGAAGAUGAAAUCAUAGUAUGGCAUGCAGUCUUGGUGAACCUGGUAACCAGGGAUCUUGUUUACGAUGUGAACAACUAUGAUAUAUACCCAUUAUUAAAGAAGUAUCUGUUAAAGAGACUUAUCUCAAUAUGGAAUAUUUAUUCAACUAUAAUUCGUGAAAAUGUCGCAGCAUUGCAAGAUGACUAUUUAGUUCUAAUAUCACUGGAAAAACUCUUUGAAGCUGCAUGUUUGUUGGGCCUUGAAGACUGUCUUCAACUGUCAAGGGAACUCUUCAAAAACUGGACCAACCAUCCAGAGAAUGAAAUACUUUAUCCAAUUAGUACUGUGGUUUUAUGUUAUGGCAUUGCCUUGGGAAGUAAUAAAGAAUGGGACCUUUUGUUAAAUAUCUACAUGAAUAACACAAAUGAAGAAGAAAGGAUUCAACUUGCUUAUGCAAUGAGCUGCAGUAAAGACCCAUGGAUACUUCACAGAUAUAUGGAGUAUGCUGUCACCAUGUCUCCAUCCAUUUUUAAUGAAAGAAACAUAAUUGAAGAUGUGGCAGAAUCUGAAGUUGGCCGGUAUAUAGCUAAGGACUUUUUAAUCAACAACUGGCAAGCUGUGAGUGAAAAGUAUGGACCACAAUCAUUGGUGAUUCUCAUGUAUAUAAUAGGGAGAACUGUAAGUACAGAUUCACAGAUCAUGGAGCUGCAGCAGUUUUUCAGUGCCAUGUUGGAGGAACACCAGAGGCUUACAAUUCAAGCCAAAUUACAGACAGUGAAGAACGAAAAUCUGAAAAACAGAAACCGAAAUGCCAGGAUAGCUGCAUGGCUAUGGAAAAACACAUAAUUUUGUGUCCACUUUCUGUACUACCUUUGCAUAUUAGAAUGUAGUUUGCUCACAGUUUUGUCUUCCAAUAUGUUGUGAGUCUAGAAAACCACAUGUUUUGUUAUUUGUAUUUCAGUCACAUUUACUACUCAGAGUCCUGCUCUUCCCAUGUUGUCACAUUGGCACUGACGUUCAGUGAUUGCUGAGGAUUUUGCCAACACUGCUGUAUUUCUGCGGAAGAUUUCACUUCAAGUUGGGCUAUAAAACCAUAGAAUUUACUUUAAAUGCCUUGUAGAAACAAAUUUACCUUAGAAAGUCUUGUUUAUUCUAUUGUGAAGGUCAGUGGGAUAUUAAAUCAUUGGCUAAAUGAGCACAUUCUUUUCUGAGGGAAAUACAGAUUUGCAAUACUCUAGGGUUUAUUAGUUCAAUAUUUAAAAGCAUAAUGAGCAAAUAAAACAACAGUGUAAAGAAACAGAGACCAGAAAAAUAAUAUUCGUAGGAGUCCUUAAGCUGCCUUUAGGCUCACCGUUGUGGAGGACAGAAUGGAGAGGGAGGUCCUGCCCUGAACCAGACUGUGUGAAUUUACCUGUGGGACGGACACUCUUUCAGCCAAAGUUUAUGAGCAGAAAUAAUGAUGUCAACGGACAACAGCAAUUAUGAGCUAAUCUUCAGCACAAAGGGAGAUCGUCAAAUAAAGAGAAAUGGAACUACAAGGCUAACCCGAGCACAACCUUUACAGCUUUGCACUCGGGGUUAAGUUUGAAAUAUGGUUUCAUUUGGCCAAAUUUAACCUACUUGUAGUUUGGACAACUUGAAACACUUUCAUCGGUCACAAAGUAUGGAAUUAGCUUAGUUUCCUUACACCUGAUUAAAUCAGGACAGCUAAGACGAAUCAUCCUACUCUAGAGUUUGUGUAUAUAUGAUUUCAUUGUUAAUUUUGAUUUUGUUUUUGUAGACUGGGAGUAAAACUAUAGAUCUCCUAUCUACCUCAGAGUGAUAUUGUAAAGAUUAAAGAAUAUGUCAAUUAAAAGUCUUUAAAAUAUGUUAUAUAAGCUCAAAGCAAUGUGAUCUAAGGUUUUCAUCUCUAUUUCUUGCAAAAGUUACCAUAGCCACAAAUUAAAAUGCAAAACAAAAGUUCACUCUCAUGUUUGCUUCAUAAGAGAUGCUCCCUGAGUGGGCCUGGGAGGCUGAGACUUGGGCCUGAGGACAAAACAAGGCACAGUCUACUCAGACUUGACCAUGGGUCAUAGGUCAGAAAGGAGUUUCUUUAAAUUGAGACAUUUUAAAUUUAAGCAAUGAAUGUCUCCAUGUCUUCAAAUUGUUACAUAUGCGAUCUCGUCCUGUGCUUUCUUAAACAUUCUUUCUAUAUUUCCCAUAGUUCCUCUGAUUAUCAAUCUCAUCUUGGCAUAACCACGUCACAUGGACUCUCAAUGGCUUCUCUCUGCAUCUCCUUCCUCUCACUUCCACCUCCUCUCUUUCUCCCUCGGGCACCCCUGUCUUCCGUUCCCAUUUCCAGUGAUCUCUGCCCAGUGGUCCACAUACUCUGUCCUCGGUCUUCCUACCCUACAGUGUUCUUGUUCCUCCAAGGGCAGUGAGAGGCUGACAGGUGGGGCCCGAGUGGGCUCUGGAGCCUGUUCCCGCGUGAUGCCAGGCACUGCCUGAUCCUACCAAGAAGCACACAGGCAGAGUUCUCCAGACCAUCUAUUGAAAAUUAAAGUCCCCUUAUAUCUUAGCUUCUGUAGUAAGUAAACAGUACUGAAAGUGUAUCCAAAAUGAGAUGCUCAAAUACUUGGUUAAUAGUCCUCCCUCUAAAUAUGAAGAAGAAUGUUGAAUAAUGUAAAGUUUUUCUGACUUGGAUGUAGCCAGUUACUCCAGAUAAGCAUACAUUUUAUUGUACCUUAUACUUAGUAUAAAAAGAAUUAUUGACUGAGUAUUGUGAUAGCAAUAAGUUGGAAUGAUACGAAGGCAGAUUUGUCUAAAUGGUAUAAACACUUUAUUAACUAAUAAACCAGCUUAUUAUCUAUUAGCACUGAAGUAUAAAACAAUUUCUCUGACACAUGUAGUUUACUUUAUACUGUUCGUCCUAAGAAGAGUUAACAAGAUGUACAGUGUAUUCAUGAUUUCUUUCAAUUUGGUAAUUAGAAAUUAGUAUUUUCCUUGCAAUUUUAUGCUUCUUUCCCGGUCAAACCCAUCAGUGACAUUCCACUACUGAUUUUAACUGAAAGAAUAAAUGCCUUGAAGAUUCUUGAAGAUUUUGAACAUUCAAAA